Molecule: messenger RNA, 1772 nt
Organism: Salvelinus sp. IW2-2015
Lineage: Eukaryota; Metazoa; Chordata; Actinopteri; Salmoniformes; Salmonidae
Source: RefSeq, a predicted model, not a curated record
GGGCGGGCUCUCUCUAUGCCCGGGUCUCCAAGACCGCUGAGAUGUCUGUGAAUGUGUCAAGAAUCUGUACAGCUGCCGAGCGCUACACCACAUUACUGGUAUUCCUACUUUAGAGACGUAUUUUAAGAAUUUACUAUGCUCUCUUGUUGGUGUCGUUGCUAGGUCGGUAAAACCUGUCCAGUUAUGAGUAGUGAAGUCGAUUAGUAUUAUGUGGGAUUCCGAAACUGUUAUGCGUUUGCGUUUACCGUGCGCCACGAGCCUGCCGCGUGUUGRAUUGUGUCGACAUCAGUUGGAGCACUGUCCACGGUGCUGAAAGUCAAGAGUCUUACCCUAAGUGGCGAACAGAGGCAGCUGAGGCGUUCCCGGGUAUAUGUAUAUGCAACUCAAAUCUUGAGAUGACGCGGAAAAGGCUGCACUCUGUAGCUGUAUGGGGAUUCUUCGCGUGGGAAAUAGCUGUGUUGUUAAGUCUGGUGGCGUCUAAAGAGCCAGAGAGUCCUCGGGGGAGAGCAGUGCAUCCUCCGUCACCCUCCGACUUCUUGGACAAACUCAUGGGGAGAACCUCAGGCUACGACGCCAGAAUUAGGCCCAACUUUAAAGGUCCCCCUGUGAACGUAUCAUGCAACAUUUUCAUCAACAGCUUUGGCUCCAUAGCUGAGACUACAAUGGACUACAGAGUGAACAUCUUCCUCCGUCAAAAGUGGAACGACCCCAGGUUAGCGUACACAGAGUACCCUGACGGUUCUCUGGACCUGGACCCCUCUAUGUUGGACUCUAUCUGGAAACCUGACUUGUUCUUCGCCAACGAGAAAGGWGCCCAUUUCCACGAAGUCACCACAGACAACAAGCUGUUAAGAAUAUUCAAGAACGGCAACGUCCUCUAUUCUAUACGAUUGACAUUAACCCUUUCCUGUCCGAUGGACCUGAAGAACUUCCCCAUGGAUGUACAGACGUGUAUCAUGCAGCUAGAGAGCUUUGGCUACACAAUGAAYGACCUGAUCUUUGAGUGGCAGGAGAAUGGACCAGUCCAGGUAGCUGAUGGGUUGACCCUCCCACAGUUCAUAAUGAAGGACGAGACGGAUCUGAGAUACUGCACCAAGCACUAUAACACAGUGCGUUUCCACCUGGAGAGACAGAUGGGUUACUACCUGAUCCAGAUGUACAUCCCCUCUCUCCUCAUCGUCAUCCUCUCCUGGGUCUCCUUCUGGAUCAACAUGGACGCCGCGCCCGCUAGGGUGGCACUGGGCAUCACCACUGUGCUCACCAUGACCACCCAGAGCUCCGGUUCUAGAACGUCUCUGCCUAAGGUGUCCUAUGUGAAGGCCAUCGACAUCUGGAUGGCGGUGUGUCUGCUCUUCGUAUUCUCCGCUCUGCUCGAGUACGCCGCCGUCAACUUUGUCUCCAGGCAACACAAGGAACUCUUAAGACUCCGCCCGCGGAGAACAAAGAAGAAGGACGACGAUGUGAGGGAGAGCCGCCUCAGCUUCACCGCCACGACCGGCGGUGGCGGCACGGCAGUCAAGGACGGCACCAUCCCCAAGGCCACCAACAACGCCGCCACCACCCCGGGCGCCGCGGGGCCACAGCCCACCCAGCAGCCCAAGAAGGACCCGGCCGCCAAGAGCCACGAAGAGAUGAGAAAGCUGUUCAUCGACCGCGCCAAGAAGAUCGACACRGUAUCACGGGCGGGUUUCCCCCUGGCCUUCCUGUUUUUUAACAUUUUCUACUGGGUCCUGUACAAGAUUCUCCGGGCUGAGGAUGUGCACAAGGACUAG